AUAUUGCUGGCAAAACUAACCAAGGGGUUUACAAGACAGUUGGUGGCUGUGCGCGACUUUAACAAGACAAGCAAAGUUUGCAGGAUGGGGAUGUGAAGUUCUCACGCUGCCACCUCGGGGGGACUUGGCUGGACUGUGGGCUGGAGUUUACAGGCAGCAACAAGACUGCGGCGCUGGGAGAGGAAAGAGCGGUGGAUAUGGGGCGACAGAGGGGCUGGGACGCUGCUGCCUGAUACACCAUGCUUCUACACAGCGCGAUCUUCUGCACUUUAUCUCUGAACGUAGCCCUGCCCUGCAUUGCGUCAUUGCUCACGUCCCUGCUCGAACGGUACUGCGAGAUCUUAUCAUCUUUAUACAACGUCACAGGUGUCUACUGUAACUCCACCAUGGACGAGAUAGGGACGUGUUGGCCACCCUCCACCGCCGGACAGCUGGUGGCCAGACCCUGCCCCGAGUUCUUCAACGGAGUCAAGUACAACACCACAAGAAGUGUAUUCAGAGAGUGCGGUGAAAAUGGAACUUGGGCUUCGCGAAUAAAUUACUCCCACUGUGAGCCCCUCUUGAUGGAGCAGAAAUCGUUUGAAGUCUAUGAGGUCCACUAUAGGAUUGUCCUCAUCAUCAACUACCUGGGACACUCGAUCUCCACGGCAGUCCUCAUCGUUGCCUUUGUAGUCUUCUUGUGCUUGAGGAGUAUUCGGUGCCUACGGAAUGUCAUCCAUUGGAAUCUAAUAACCACCUUCAUCCUGAGGAAUACUCUGUGGUUCCUGAUGCAGAUGAUCGACGAGGAAAUACACGAGAGGAAUGAGCCCUGGUGCCGGCUGGUGACGACUAUCUACAACUACUUUGUGGUGACCAACUUCUUCUGGAUGUUUGUGGAGGGCUGCUACCUCCACACCGCCAUCGUCAUGACCUACUCCACCGAUAAGAUGCGCAAGUGGAAGUUCCUCUUCAUUGGAUGGUGUAUCCCGUGCCCCAUCAUCGUGGCCUGGGUCAUUGGCAAACUCUACUAUGAGAAUGAAGAGUGUUGGUUUGGAGAAGUUGUGGGUCACAGAAUGGACUACAUCAUUCAAGGUCCAGUCGUUCUCGUGCUGCUGGUUAAUUUCAUCUUUCUGUUCAACAUUGUGAGGAUCCUGAUGACUAAGCUGAGGGCAUCCACCACGUCUGAGACCAUGCAGUACAGGAAGGCAGUGAAGGCCAUUUUAGUUUUGUUACCUCUGCUGGGAAUAACCUACAUACUGUUCUUCAUCGACCCUGGCAAAGAUGACAUCUCCUAUGUGGCAUUCCUCUACUUCAAUUCAUUCCUCCAGUCCUUUCAGGGAUUCUUUGUGUCGGUGUUCUACUGCUUCCUGAACGGAGAGGUGCGCACGGCGGCUCGCAAGAGGUGGCACAGGUGGCAAGACAACCACAUGCUGAGGGUGCGAGUGGCCAGGGCCAUGUCUAUACCCACCUCACCAACCCGCGUCAGCUUCCAGAGCAUCAAGCAGACCGGCGUCUGAUCGCCCCCACCGCCGCCUCCGCCGCCACCGCCACCGCCACCAGCCUUCCACUGUACAUGGUCACUCUUACUCGUUGACUCUGAAGUGAUUUGCUUGUUUGUAGAUGUUUGUGUGCAUAUUGGAUCUACAGGAUGGCGGAGGUGCAGG
Leucoraja erinaceus (little skate) is the source of this 1643-nucleotide messenger RNA. RefSeq names its product corticotropin-releasing factor receptor 2 (gene crhr2). The record is from RefSeq and is a predicted model, not a curated record. Gene Ontology annotation, biological process: cell surface receptor signaling pathway; adenylate cyclase-modulating G protein-coupled receptor signaling pathway; long-term synaptic potentiation. Gene Ontology annotation, cellular component: plasma membrane; axon terminus; dendrite. The coding region runs from base 240 to 1496 and encodes 418 amino acids. The transcript is spliced from 13 exons. Gene Ontology annotation, molecular function: corticotropin-releasing hormone receptor activity; peptide hormone binding; corticotrophin-releasing factor receptor activity. NCBI's taxonomy places the organism in Eukaryota, Metazoa, Chordata, Chondrichthyes, Rajiformes, Rajidae.